Molecule: messenger RNA, 435 nt
Organism: Sphenostylis stenocarpa
Lineage: Eukaryota; Viridiplantae; Streptophyta; Magnoliopsida; Fabales; Fabaceae
Source: the annotation of a GenBank genome assembly
AUGCUAGAGAGAGAAAGUAAUAUAAUUAGAAGUGGUGAGAGAGGGCGUGUGGGAAAAAGGGUAGUUGUGGAAACGAAAGGGUCUCAUAAGCGAGCCGCGCCAGGCAUCUAUCCAGCUGGCUUAGGCCUUGCUAGGGAGAAAAAAGAAAAGGUUCUAAACAUUUUGGAUUAUUUUAUCGUUGAACAAAUAGAAGAAAAUGACCUCUCCUCUUUUUGUGACUUUAAUUUUCUCUUCAUGUGGCGGUGGACUGCAAGGAAAGCAAACUUGGCAGUUUUCCUGAAUUUUAGAAUAAGGAUAAGAGUCCAGCAAAGUGAGGCACAGAUAGAUAACGCGGCGUGUUCAGAUAGGAAGCUUAGUGGGGCAUUUGCUGUUGGAAGCUUUUCUCCUGAUAGUCGUCAUCGGCUUACUUUCCCUGGAAAGUUACAAGCCUCCUAA